Gopherus flavomarginatus (Mexican gopher tortoise) is the source of this 2354-nucleotide messenger RNA. It is a transcript of the gene SNRNP48, whose product is annotated as small nuclear ribonucleoprotein U11/U12 subunit 48. Bases 286 to 1143 code for a protein of 285 amino acids. Lineage: Eukaryota; Metazoa; Chordata; Testudines; Testudinidae. The record is from RefSeq and is a predicted model, not a curated record. Gene Ontology annotation, cellular component: U12-type spliceosomal complex; nucleoplasm; cytosol. The transcript has 9 exons.
CACACGCGACCAUCGGAUUGCACGAGGCCCGGCUCCGCUAACACCCCUUCAACCGUUUCAUUUAGCGACACUUGCACGCUGUGCGGCGGGGCUUCCCGCGCCUGUGACUGUCACUCAAACCGCGAAGGGCGGAACCCUGCGCCGGGCAGUCCCGACCGCGGGGAUCACAGGCCACAGUGUUGCCAUCACUAAAGAUGGCCGCUACGCCCAUUAUUUACAAUAACAGUGAAGCCAGAUAGCUCCGAGGAGGAGAGAGCCGUUUGCCCCUACGAUGCCAAUCACCAGAUGCCCAGAGCCUCCCUGGCUAAGCACAUGGUGGCCUGCCGGCUGAGGAGGCUGGAGUACUCUAGAGAGGAGCAGGCUGAAAUGUAUGACUCUGCAUUUUACUAUGAGAAAGCAAAGAUACCCACCAUUACUAUUGAUAAGGAUCUACAAUUUAAGAUUAUUAAAGAAGCUAAAGCUUUAAGUGCAAAAGAAGGUGGAGGCUCCAGUGAAGCUUUAGGUACCUAUUCUUCACUGCCUGUUGAAGUUCCCCAAAACCACAAACGCUGCAUCUGUGACCUGACUCAAGCGGAUCGUCUUGCAAUCUAUGAUUAUGUCCUGGAAGAGACGAAGAAACAGAGGUCCAGAUCCCAGGCCACUGAAAACGACAGUGAUCUCUUUGUAGAUUUGGCUGCUAAAGUCACCCAAGAUGAUGGUCAAAAAGGUCCAAAGUCUCAUCUUGAAAUCCUGGCAGAAAUGCGAGACUAUAAAAGACGGCGGCAGUCAUACAGAGCUAAGAAUGUUCAUAUAACAAAGAAAUCUUACACUGAGGUAAUCAGAGAUGUGAUUGGUGUGCACAUGGAAGAACUCAGCAGCCACUGGCAGGAGGAAGGUAAACCAGACAAUGCAGAGACGUGUGAAGGAGGAAAAUCUUCCAUUUCAGCAAAGUCUUCAGGAAGAAAUGAAGAGAGACGGUCAGCAUCAGUGGACUCUCGACAGUCUUGUGGAAGCUCUAAGGAUGUUGAUCGAUCUAGACACAGGAGAGAUCCCAGCAGAAGUCCAGACAAACAAAGAAGUAGAGAAAGAGGCAAAGACAGGGAUUCCAGGAGAAAAAGAGAGAGGGCUGAAGACAAGUAUCACAACCACAAAAGAAGAAAAUAGGAAAAGGACUUUAAAGAAGAUGUGUCAGCUGUUAGUUAAGGAAAUAGACUUAAAUUGAAUCAUUCAGAGCUGUGAAUAUCAGCAGCGUGCUGAUGGCGAUAGCAUUGUGUAUUGAAUGUUGUACCCAGAGCUGGGAGGCUGCCAAUGACAUCUUUCCCUCAUCCUGACAACCGUACCAUGGUCUCGUGUCUCAGAUGGUUUUUAUCUCUGCAUUAGAAGGUGAUGUGUAAUUUGUUGUAUUGCCUUUGACUGAUAAAUAUAAUUUAUUUAUAUUGUCAUUUUUCAUUCAGCCCAACUUGGUCUGGUGAUUGAAGUAAAAGAGGAAGUGAUGAGGAUUCAAAUUUGUGCAGGUUUGCAGUGACUUUGGGAGGAUCCUCUAUAGCAGUGGUCCCCAGCGUGGUGCCCACAGGAGCCAUGGUGCCCGCCGGGGCAUUUAUGUGUACCUGCCUAGUGCCCAGCAGGGGAGAGAAGCUGUGACCCCGCGCCUGCCGGGGACAGAGAACUCCAGGGCUGCAGGUGCCGGUGUUCUCUGUCCCUGGGAGGUACGGGGCUGCAGCUUUUCUCCGGGGCUGUGGGCGCCGGAGUCCUCUGUCCCUGGCAGGCGCCAGUCCACGGCUUCUCUCCGGCUUCGGCCCUGCCCCUGCUGGGGACAGAGAACUCGGGGCUGCAGGCUGUGGGGGCGCUGGUGUUCUCGGUCCCUGGCAGGGCUGGGACCAUGGCUUAAGACAGAGAGAAACCGCAGCCCGCGCCUGCCGGGGACAGAACUCCGGGGCUGCAGGCUUCAUUCUAGGUUGAAGUAAGAAUAAUAAAUAUAUUUGGACCAGCAGUUCAACAAUGUUUAACUUUUUUAAAAUAAAUAAGAUGAAAACUGUUUGAUAUUUAUUUUGUAAAAACUCCUUAAUUUUUCUUACGGGUAGAUAAAAAAGAGCAAAUUCACAUGGUAAGGUGAAAGAGUAUUUGCCAAAUUUAAUUAAUACCUCUUACAUGUAAAAUUACCCUUUUUAUCUUAUGGAUUCAUAUAUUAUGUAUAUUAAAUAUGAUUUUCCUAUUUAAUGUACAAAUACAAAAUAAGCCUUGAAAAAUUGUUGGUGCCUGCCACACUCUUCUGAAAACAUGUGUGUGCUACUGGCCUCGAAAAGGUUGGGGACCACUGCUCUAUAGUCUUAUGCAUCAGUCAUUGGAAACCUGAAUAAAGUGCAGUGUGAAGGUGA